Molecule: messenger RNA, 6276 nt
Organism: Emiliania huxleyi CCMP1516
Lineage: Eukaryota; Haptophyta; Isochrysidales; Noelaerhabdaceae
Exons: 2
Coding region: 1-6276 (2091 amino acids)
Biological process (GO): microtubule-based movement
Cellular component (GO): dynein complex
Molecular function (GO): minus-end-directed microtubule motor activity; dynein light intermediate chain binding; dynein intermediate chain binding
Source: RefSeq, a predicted model, not a curated record
AUGGAGACAAUCACGAGGGAGGAGUCUCAGAUCUCGCCGACGGCCGAGUUCUCGUCGAUCAUCGUGCCCACACUCGACACGGCGCGCUACACCGCACUCCUCCAUACGCUGCUUGACUACAACCGGCCGCUCCUCUACGUCGGCCCGACGGGGACCGGUAAGACGGCGUACGUCCAGCGGCAUAUCCUCUCGCUGCCGGCGGAGCAGUGGUCGUCUGCCUUUGUCAACUUCUCGGCGCAGACGUCGGCCAAUCAGGCGCAGGACAUCAUCGACGCCAAGGUAGACAAGCGGCGCAAGGGGGUGUUUGGUCCGCCGCUCGGCCGCCGGCUGGCAGUGUUUGUCGACGACCUCAACAUGCCGUCCCUCGAGGUGUACGGCGCCCAGCCGCCGAUCGAGCUCCUCCGCCAGUGGAUGGACCAUGGAGGGUGGUUCGACCGCAAGGAGAACUCCUUCCGCAAGAUCGUAGACCUCACCUUUGUCGCGGCGAUGGGCCCACCGGGCGGCGGGCGCAACCCAGUCACGCCGCGUUACAUGCGCCACUUCAACAUCAUAGCCUACACCGCGUUUGACGACGCGUCGAUGCAACGCAUCUUUCAGACCAUCUUAGAGUGGUGGCUGCGAAAGGAGCAAUUUGGAGCUGACUACAUGCGGAUGGCGACCUCAGUGGUCGGCGCAACCAUCGACGCGUACAAGGAGUCGAUCGCGAACCUGCUGCCGACGCCCUCAAAGUCGCACUACACCUUCAACCUUCGCGACGUCGCGCGCGUGGUGCAAGGCCUGCUCCUCACAAACGUUGAGGACUACACCGGCCCGUCUGACAUGAUUAUGGCAUGGUGCCAUGAGCUCAACCGAGUCUUCUACGACCGCCUCACCGACAUGGACGACUGCGCGUGGUUCCGCGAGAUGCUGGUCGGCCUCUGCACCAAGCACUUCCAGCAGCCGGUGAGCAAGCUCUUCGAGGAGCGCGGCCUGCCUCUCGGAUCGACCGGCGACGUCGACGAUGACUCGCUGCGCCGCCUCAUCUACUGCAACUUCGCUGUACCCAAGGGAAAACGCACCUACCGUCGGGUCGAAUCGACCGAGGGGCUACAGAGCACCAUGAGCACGUUCCUCGACGACUACAACGCCGUCUCGUCCAAGCCUAUGAAGCUCGUGCUCUUCCUGUUUGCAAUGGAGCACGUCUGCCGUAUAUCACGCGUGCUGCAGAUGCCCCGCGGCAAUGUGCUGCUCGCUGGCGUCGGCGGCUCCGGUCGACAGUCGGCCACGCGGCUGGCGGCCUACAUCUGUGACAUGGAUGUCUUCACGAUCGAGGUGUCCAAAUCCUACUCGAUGGCCGACUGGCGCGAAGAUCUCAAGGCGGUGCUCCGGCUGGCCGGCAUGCAGGGCAAGGGCACAGUGAAAGAUGAGGCCUACCUCGAGGACAUCAACGGCCUGCUCAACGCCGGCGAGGUGCCCAACCUCUUCCCCGCCGACGAGAAGGCGCAGAUCUGCGACGGCGUGCGCGAGGCCGCGCGCCAAAACGAACGUGAGGGCGACGGCUCCAUGACCACUAUGUUUGCGUACUUUGUCGAGCGCUGUCGCGACCUUUUGCACAUCUGCCUGGCCAUGUCGCCGAUCGGCGACGCCUUCCGACGCCGCCUGCGCAUGUUCCCCUCCCUCAUCAACUGCUGCACCAUCGACUGGUUCCGCGCCUGGCCGGCCGACGCCCUCGACGCGGUGGCCUCGACCUUUCUCGAAGAGGUGGAGAUGGAAACGGACGUGCGCUCGUCCGUGGUCGAGAUGUGCAAGACGUUCCAGAUUCAGACCCGCGACCUGGCGGAAAAGUUCGGGCGCGAGGAGCGACGCAUGGCCUACGUGACGCCGACCUCGUACCUCGAGCUCAUACAGACCUUCCAGACUGUGCUGGCUGAGAAGCGCAGAGAGGUCGAUCUGGUGCGGCGACGCUACGACAAUGGGCUUGAUCAGCUGAACGGCGCCGCUGAGGCGGUCGUCAAGAUGCAGGAAGAGCUGACGGACCUCAAGCCUAAGCUGGUGGUCGCCAAGGAGGAGACCGAGACGAUGCAGGUCCAGAUCGACAAGGAGGUCAAGGAGGUGAUCGAGCCCAAGAAGGAGGUUGUGCAGGCGGAGGAGGCCGCGACCAAUGAGGUUGCCAUGCGAGCAAAGGGCAUGAAGGAGGAGUGCGAGGCGGACCUCGCCGAAGCCAUCCCGGCACUCAACUCUGCCAUCAAGGCGCUCGACACGAUCAAGAAGGCCGACAUUGACCUGGUCAAAAACAUGGGCUCGCCUCCGGCCGGAGUCAAGCUCACGCUCGAGGCGAUCUGCGUGAUGAAGGACGUGAAGCCGGACAAGGUGAAGGACCCCGACAACCCAGCGAAGAGCUUGCUCGACUACUUUGGCCCCGGCAAGAAGCUGCUGAUGGACUCCAAGGCCUUUGUCGACUCGCUCAAGUCGUACGACAAGGACAACAUCCCGCCCAAGAUCAUCAAGGUGAUCCGAGAGCAAUACUGCACCAACGACGACUUCCUGCCGGAGAAGAUCGCAAAGGCGUCGUCGGCUUGCGAGGGCUUGUGCAAGUGGGUGCGCGCGAUGGAGAUCUACGAUCGCGUGGCAAAGGUCGUGGCGCCCAAGAAGGAAAAACUGAAGGAGGCAGAGGCGGAGUAUGCGGAGGCGAUGGCGGGGCUGUCCGUCAAGCAGGCUGAACUCAAGGAGGUCAUGGACAAGCUGGCGGCGAUGGAGGACAAGCUGAAGGAGCUCGCCCAGACAAAGGAGGAGCUCGAGGCAAAGUACGAGGACUGCAACGCCAAGCUGGAGCGCGCGGAGAAGCUCAUGAGCGGGCUGGGCGGCGAGAAGCAGCGCUGGGGCGAGAUUUCAGCGUCGCUCGGGCCAAAGUACGACCGGCUCGUCGGCGACGUGCUCCUCUCGUCGGCCGUCAUCGCGUACCUCGGCCCCUUCACCAUCCCCUUCCGGCGCGAGGCCAUCGCGGGCUGGCAGCGCCUUUGCGACGAGAAGCAGGUGCCCAUGUCGGAGCGGUUCGACCUGCAGGAGAUCGUGGGCGACCCGGUGGCGAUUCGCGGCUGGAACCUGCAGGGGCUUCCGACCGACUCCUUCUCGAUCGACAACGGCAUCAUCAUCUCCGUCGCGCGGCGCUGGCCACUCAUGAUCGACCCACAGGGCCAGGCCAACAAGUGGAUCCGCAAGAAGGAGGCCGAGGCGGGCCUUCUGGUCAUCAAGCUCACGCAGUCCGACUACCUCCGCACUCUCGAGAAUGCCAUCCAGUUUGGCAAGCCCGUGCUCUGCGAGAAUGUGCUCGAGGCGCUCGACCCGGCACUCGAGCCACUGUUGGUCAAGCAGACAUUCAAACAGGGCGGGGUCGAGUGCAUCCGGCUGGGCGACGCCACCAUUGAGUACUCGCGCGAGUUCAAGUUCUACAUCACGUCCAAGCUGCGCAACCCGCACUACCUGCCCGAGCUGCAGGUCAAGGUGACGCUUCUCAACUUCAUGAUCACGCCUGCGGGCCUCGAGGACCAGCUACUUGGCAUCGUCGUCUCACAGGAGCGGCCGGACCUCGCGGAGGAGAAGUCGCGGCUCGUGCUCGAGGCCGCGGCGAACAAGAAGCAGCUGAAGGAGAUCGAGGACCAGAUCCUCGAGGUGCUCUCAUCGGGCGAGGGAGGCUCGAUCCUGGAGGACGCCACCGCCAUCAACAUCCUCACCGCCGCAAAGACGCUCGGGAACGAGAUCUCGGAGAAGCAGCAGGUGGCUGAGGAGACCGAGAUCAAGAUUGACGAGGCGCGCGCUGGGUACAAGCCGGUGGCGUACCGCACGUCUCUGCUCUUUUUCUGCAUCGCCUCGCUCGCGGACAUCGACCCCAUGUACCAGUACUCUCUCGAGUGGUUCAUCAACCUCUUUGUGCGUGCGAUCGCCGACUCUGAGCCCUCCGCCGACCUGCCCGUGCGGCUGGAGAACCUCAACAGCUUCUUCCAGGACUUUUUGUACCGCAACAUUUGCCGCUCGCUGUUCGAAAGGGACAAGCUCUCCUUCUCGAUGCUGCUUUGCGCGGCGCUGCUGAUGGGGUACGACCGGCUGGAUGCAGACGAGUGGCGUCAGCUGCUCACCGGCGGCGUGCUGCUCAACGCCGACAAGGCGCCACGCAACCCGCAACCCUGGCUGGAUGACAAGCUCUGGGAGUCUGUCCUGACGGUGGCGCAGCUGCCCGCCUUCAGUGAGCUGCCCGCCAAGAUAGCUGAGAACGGGGAGGCGUACCGGGCCUUCCUCGAGCACCCGGAGCCGCAUCUGGCCUACGACUGCUUGCCCGAGUACGUGCAGAGCAUGAGUGCCUUCCAGAAGUUGCUCGUGCUCCGCACCUUGCGCCUCGACAAGCUGGUGCCCGGCAUCUCCCAGUUUGUGGCUGGUGAGCUCGGCCAGAGAUAUAUCGAGCCGCCGCCGUUUGAUCUGGAGGGCACGUUUCAGGACUCGAGCAGCACGACGCCACUCAUCUUCAUCCUCUCGCCCGGCGUCGACCCGAUGCUCUCGCUGCUGAAGUUUGCGGAGUCGAAGGGGAGAAAGGUGGACUCGAUCUCGCUCGGCCAGGGGCAGGGGCCGCACGCCGAGCAGUUGGUGGCGUCGGGGCAAAAGGAGGGCUACUGGAUCGUGCUGCAAAACUGCCACCUCUACGUGUCAUGGAUGAUCACCCUCGAGCGGCUGGUGGAGGAGAUGGACCCGAAGAAGGUGCACAAGAACUUUCGGCUUUGGCUCACGUCGUACCCGUCGCCGCACUUCCCCGUCCUCAUCUUGCAGAACGGCGUCAAGAUGACGAACGAGCCGCCAAAGGGGCUGCGCGCAAACAUGAUCCAGUCCUACCUCGCCGAUCCCAUCUCGGACCCAGAGUUUUUCGACCGCUGCCAGAAACAGCCACAGUGGCGCCGGAUGCUCUUUGGCCUUUGCUUCCUCCACGCCUGGCUGCAGGAGCGGCGCAAGUACGGCCCGCUCGGCUGGAACAUCCCGUACGAGUUCAACGAGAGCGACCUGCGCAUCUCUGUGCGACAGCUGCAGAUGUUCCUCGACAGCUAUGACGAGACACCGCUUGCAGCGCUCAACUACCUCACCGCCGAGUGCAACUAUGGCGGCAGGGUGACGGAUGACAAGGACCGCCGCACGCUCGUCACAGCGGUGCUGAACAUCUACUGCCCGCAGAUUCUGGAGGAUGGGUACCGCCUCUCGGCGUCGGGCAUGUACGUGGUUCCGACCGAUGCGCUUGACUCGCACGAGGCGACGGUCGAGUACAUUCGGCAGUGGCCGCCUGUCGCCAAACCAGAGGUGUUUGGGUUGCACGAGAAUGCCGACAUCACAAAGGAUCUGGGCGAGGUGGACCUGAUGCUCAAGACCAUGCUACUCACCCAGGCGCAGAGCGGUGGCGGUGGCGGUGGCGGUGGCAAGUCGACCGAUGACGUGGUCGCCGAAAUCUCCGGCGAGAUCCUGGGCAAGCUCCCGAGCAACUUUGACAUGGAGGUUGCGGCGCGGCGGUACCCUGUGGUAUACUCCGAGUCGAUGAACACCGUGCUAAGACAGGAACUGCAGCGCUUCAACAAGCUCACCUCCAAGAUCAGGAGCUCGCUUCUCGAACUGGGCAAAGCGCUCAAGGGGCUCGUCGUGAUGAGCGCCGACCUCGAGUCGAUUGCGAGCGCCAUGUUUGUCAACCAGGUGCCGGAGUCGUGGGCCAAGGUGUCAUAUCCCUCGCUCAAGCCCCUCUCUGCCUACGUCACGGAGCUCCUCGAACGGCUUGAGUUCUUUUCGACGUGGCUUGAGGAGGGCAACCCCGUCUGCUAUCCCAUGCCGCACUUCUUCUUCGUGCAGGCCUUUAUGACUGGCGCGCUGCAAAACUACGCCCGAAAAUACACGCUGCCCAUCGACACCGUCGAGUUUGACUUUCACUUUUUCUGGGAGGCUCCAACGGCCAAGCCUGAGGACGGCGUGCACACGAGCGGUCUCUUCGUCGAGGGUGCGCGGAUGGGCGACGAGAAGGUCCAGCUCGAGGAGUCGCAACCCAAGGUGCUAUUCAGCCCAAUGACUUACGUCCAGCUGCUGCCAGUGCAGUCGGACAAGCUGUCCACCUACCCCCACUAUGAGUGCCCGGUCUACCGGACGACAGCGCGGCGCGGGACGCUCUCCACCACCGGCCAUUCCACCAACUUCGUCAUGUUCAUGCGGCUGCCGACGGAUCAGCCGUCAUCACACUGGAUAGCCCGUGGAGUGGCCCUGAUCAACAGUCUGGCCACUUGA